Molecule: messenger RNA, 798 nt
Organism: Salvia hispanica
Lineage: Eukaryota; Viridiplantae; Streptophyta; Magnoliopsida; Lamiales; Lamiaceae
Source: RefSeq, a predicted model, not a curated record
AUGAGUUCGCGGUUAUGCAGCAUAUGUUUAAACACAGUCGUGGAUGAUAACAGUAGAGGAAAGGCUGAGCUGAUCUGCGGCCAUCUCUUUCACUUAGAUUGUAUCGGUUCGGAAUUCAACUACAGAAAUGAAAUGAAAUGCCCAAACUGUAGGGUGGUGGAAAAUGGUGAAUGGCUAAUUCCAGAUGAGGAAAUGGAGGAAGAAGACGAUGACUAUUUAGUGCACGUGCGACGUCUUGAACUCCACAUAUACACACAUGGACUUGGUGCAAGGGGUGGUAAUCAGGCUUCCAGGGGAGAAAUUGGUGUUGAAGAACGUAGAAGAUUAGGGAUGAUGGCCCCAAUGGUGCACUACAACCACAACAACGCAUUGCAUCCUCCAAAUUAUGGAGCCAACAUUUGGGCUAAUCCUUGGAUCAGCGAUCCUUUAAGUGCUGACACAUUGUUGAGGGAUUAUGGUUCAAGCUCCACUCAACCAAUAAGGCUCGACCCAUCAAUCUCGAGGGCAAAUGGUGGAGAAGUGAUGGCACAAUAUCGUCGCACGGGACUCCAUUACAAUCCACCUAUUCCAACAACGAUGAAUAUUGAGUCAAGGUACCAGAGACGUGAAGAAAUUACAUCUGCGAGCACAAACAGGACGGGAUACAAUUCACUCCCAUCUAACGGGUCAUAUAACGGCCCGUCUUUAGAGCUUACACUGUCGACAAACCCGAGUGAAGACCGGUCCCAAGAGGAGCAACAUGGAAGGCAUGAGGGUCACUCGGGUCCUGGAACAAAUUUAGGUUUCAGGUACCCCUAG